AUGGAUGUCACUGUGCAGCUCCCCACCGAUCCUGUCGAGCGGCGUCGCGUUCAAAACCGCAUCGCCCAACGCAAGUUUCGUCACAAGCGGCUUCAAAACCAAGCAGCGUCAUCCACUGCCAAUAGUCGCUCCUCCGCCCACCAUUCACGGCGGCCAUCAUCAUCAUCAUCAUCCAAGGCAGUCGCGCAAGUCACAUCUACGCCACACACUUCCAGCACAUUCUCUUCGCCCGGAUUAUUCGGAAGCAUCGAUAUGGGGAUGCGGCUUGAUGGGCUGCCCAUGACACCAGCCACAGUAUCGGUGGACGAUUUCUCCAUGGACGCGUACUUUGACGGCAACUUUGACUCUUGCUUUGACAUGCCUAAUCUGCCUGCCAAACCACCAAGCCGGUCUUUAUCAUUCGACCACACCUUCUCUGCUCCAGUGCGGACGCCGUACUCUGUUUUGCCAACGCCACGGGCCACCGCAUCAUCUUCAUAUGCGUCGUCGUCGUCGUCGUUAUCGGGUCGAUCGCAUGGGACUCCUGUCGGCGAAGGCGGGCCACCGUCAUCUGUCAGCAGCGUAAAUGGUCCAAGUCCUCGGCGUGAGACUUUCAUAGACACGCAAAUCUCUGAUCUAAAGAAUUUUCAGACCGAGACGAUGAACAAAGAGAAGGACGAUAGCGGCGCAAGUGACAAGGGAUGGAUAAGUACCAUCCACAUUGCGGUGCAGAGCGGGAACGAGCGCAUCCUCGGCAUGUUGCUAAGACAAGACACGGACGGAAUCAACUCUCCAGAUAGUAAUGGGCGAACACCGCUCUUUCACGGAGCAAUUCAGGACAACGAACCCGUUGUGCAGAUGUUGCUAGCCCACGGUGCCCGCAUCGGCUUGCUCGACAAGGAAGGGCGGUCACCACUGCACUGGGCUGUGCUAUAUCGUCGAUUAGAGGUCCUCAGAACGUUACUGGAACAUUGGAACAAAUAUGAGCGAGAAAGCUUCGACAUUGAUGCCCACGAUAAUGUUGGCUGGACGCCGCUACAUCUCGCGGUCGAGAGACGUUUCGAGGCGGGUGUAUUGCUGUUGAUGCAGGUCGGUGCCAACAUAAAGGCACGAGCCAAAAUGUGUCCGCAUACCGGAAAACCAAUGCCAUUUAACGUGGAGCCUCUGGGAUCUUGA
This is a messenger RNA of Beauveria bassiana ARSEF 2860, 1155 nucleotides long. Its product is annotated as Ankyrin repeat-containing protein. Gene Ontology annotation, cellular component: cytoplasm; nucleus. Gene Ontology annotation, molecular function: protein binding; DNA-binding transcription factor activity. The record is from RefSeq and is a predicted model, not a curated record. Gene Ontology annotation, biological process: regulation of DNA-templated transcription. The transcript has 2 exons. NCBI's taxonomy places the organism in Eukaryota, Fungi, Ascomycota, Sordariomycetes, Hypocreales, Cordycipitaceae. The coding region runs from base 1 to 1155 and encodes 384 amino acids.